Molecule: messenger RNA, 3676 nt
Organism: Stegostoma tigrinum
Lineage: Eukaryota; Metazoa; Chordata; Chondrichthyes; Orectolobiformes; Stegostomatidae
Product: calcitonin gene-related peptide type 1 receptor-like
Exons: 14
Coding region: 354-1817 (487 amino acids)
Biological process (GO): angiogenesis; cell surface receptor signaling pathway; adenylate cyclase-activating G protein-coupled receptor signaling pathway
Cellular component (GO): plasma membrane
Molecular function (GO): calcitonin receptor activity; adrenomedullin receptor activity; calcitonin gene-related peptide receptor activity
Source: RefSeq, a predicted model, not a curated record
CCCACAUUGUUAUGUUAUAUGCAUUACUGUGAUGGGAUACAAGCUGUACUUAGGCUGCUGUGGACUCCAUGUAAUGUACAUUAUAUUUGCUGACCAUUGAACUCAUUGGCAAUGGGCAUUACUGAACUCAGCAGCAUCGUCAGGCAUUAGGAAGAGGAAAAUCAACCCACUUCCUCCUUUUCACAAGAUCUCAAGGGCUGAUUCCUCAUUCAACGUUUUGGCAGGAUCACACAAGCUUUGAAACCACAAAGCUCAGAACUGGGAAGUUCAGCAGAGUUUUGCUUUGAAUCCAGGCAGGCAAGGAAUCAACGUGUGGGCUGCACAGAUCAGAGAAGUGCCCACAAUCACUCUGCAUGAGAGAUUCAGAAAGCAGCAGUAUGCGAGUGGUGGUCUCCCCAAUUGGAUCAGGAUUCCCUGAAACUAUGAAAGCAAUCACGAUCAUCUGUUUCUUCAUGGCUCUGUUGUUUCAACGGUCAACCCAGGAGACGCAAACAAACCAGGAGAGUCCAGAAUAUAUGGCAGAUCAAAUGGCAGAAACAGUGGGACCAACUCGGGACCGAAUAAUGGCAGCGCAAUUUGAGUGCUACUUAAAGAUCAUCAAUGAUGCACCAUAUCAGAAGGAAGGUUCGUACUGUAACCGUACCUGGGAUGGAUGGCUGUGCUGGGAUGACGCUUCAGCCAAAUCGAUGUCUGCACAACAUUGCCCUGAUUACUAUCAGGUCUUUGAUCCUGCAGAAAAGGCAACCAAGAUCUGUACUGAAAGUGGAAAGUGGUAUCGACACCCUUCGAGCAAUCGAAUAUGGACCAACUACACGCAGUGUACAGCCCAAACCAUGGGCAAGGUCAAGACAGUAUGGAACCUCUAUUAUUCAGCUAUUACAGGUCAUGUGAUUUCUAUCGUGUGCUUACUGCUUGCCUUGUCUAUAUUCUACUACUUCAAGAGUCUCAGCUGCCAGAGGAUCACACUGCACAAAAACCUCUUCGUAUCGUACAUCCUCAACUCCAUCGUCAGCAUCAUUUGGCUGAAGGUUGUGGCCAAUAACCAGGAUUUGGUAUCUAGGAACCCUGUUGACUGCAAGGUGUUAAACUUCAUUCACUUGUACUUGACGAGCUGCACUUACUUCUGGAUGCUUUGUGAGGGAAUCUACCUCCAUACUCUCAUCAUCGUGGCUGUGUUUGUGGAGCAGCAACAAUUAUUCUGGUACUACAUACUUGGAUGGGGGUUCCCACUGAUUCCAGCCAUUAUACACGCAGCUGCCAGAAGCAAAUAUUUCAACGACAAUUGCUGGAUCAGUUCAGGCACUCAUCUUCUGUACAUCAUUCAUGGUCCAAUAUGUGCUGCCUUAUUGGUCAACCUGUUUUUUCUACUCAACAUUGUUCGAGUUCUUAUCACAAAGCUGAGGGUUACCCACCAGGCGCAGUCAAAAGCUUACAUGAAGGUUGUGCGAGCCACAUUGAUUCUGGUGCCAUUGCUUGGCAUUCAGUAUGUUCUGGUUCCAUCAAAACCCAAAGGGCACAUUACUGGAGAGAUUUAUGAGCAUGUGAUGCACAUCUGUAUACAUUAUCAGGGUAUACUGGUGACAACGAUAUUCUGCUUUUAUAAUGGAGAGGUGCAAAGUGCGUUUAAAAGGCAGUGGUCACAGUACAAGGUCCAGUGCAGCCACCAAUUAACAAGCACAGAUGUCUUCCACUCUAAUGCAACAUCUGUGGUAGAGAUCACAAGAUACAUGCUCACACAGCCCACGGAUAGCAACCACAUCAACAGCAAAAGCUGCCCUGAGACCGUUGCAGUGAAAGUACCAGGCAUCCACAUGUGAGGGACAAUCAAGACCUCCACCACACCUUUCAGGCUUUCUUCAAUAUCUUCGCAAUAUAGAGCAAAAAAAAGAAGGCUUUCCUUUACAUACAGCAUGAUCCUACGUCUUAGGAAUCUUUCAGUGCUCUAAUUUACAAGGAAUUUGUUGGAGGUCCAAUUCUUGUUAUGUAUCACAUAUAAAUAUUUUUUGAUGUUUCUGUAACCCAGUGACUCACUGUGACUCGUUAUGCUACUUGCGAGAUUUUCUGAACAGUUCAAUAGACCAGUCACAAAAAAUGGUCCAGGAAGAAAGGCCUUAAGAUUUCCAUUCUGAAAAUUCAGAAGUCAUAGAACUAUUUUGACAUGACUUUUAACAUAGAGUGAGGCACUGCUGGAUAUUCUAUGACACAUGGGUGAACUUGUGACAAAGAUCAGUUUUGGAGUAGCAUCAUGGCUCAGGUGGUCAGCACUGCUGUUUCACAACACCAGGGACACAGAUUUGAUCCCAGCCUUGGGUGACUAUCGGUGUGGAGUUAGAACAUUCUGCCCAUGUCUGCGUAGGUUUCUGCCGGAUGUUCUGGUUUCCUCCCACAUGUUAGUUGGAUUGGCCAUGCUAAAUUACCCUGUAGAGAGCAGGCUAGGUAGAUUAGACAUAGGGAAUUCAGGGUUACAGGGUUAGGGUAGGGGGGUGGAUCUGGGUAGGAUGCUCAGUGGAAGGUUGAUAUGGACUUGAUGGGCUGAAUGGCCUGUUUCCACAUUGUGGUGAUUCUAUGAUUUCCUGGUUUUCUUGUAAAAUUAGUACUAGAGCUAGUUACGUACAAUACAGAAGGAUUAUGUAUUUCAGUCGACACUUGUACAGUUUCAGGACAUCUCAAUAUACUUCAUAAUGUACUUCAGAGCUACAAUCGCUGUUCUUUGGUUGAAAAAUGUGUUCACAUCUUGCUGUGAAUCAUUACCACCUAAUGAUCUCCUGGCUCUAGUAAACCCUAAUACAUCAUUUAAUACACUAUUCCCAGGAAUACAUGGGCCACGUACCAAUUGAAUUGAGGCCUUACACAGGCUUUUCUCUACCUUCUAGAUUCUAAGGAUUUCUGCUCAUUGCCUUCUGUUAAGACAGGAAUAUCGUACCUAAUGUCGUUUGCCCCUUCUCUCAGGAAGUGACCUCUGUUGAAUUAUACACAUGGCUCAACAGUAACUUGCCUUAGGUGGUGAAAUAUCUCCACAAAGGCCUGUAUCCCCAUCACAAAGUCAUCCUUUAUUUACACAUGCAUUGUACAUGACACUGACCCAGUUCCUAGAGUGAGUAGAACUCCUGACACUCCUGUUUAUAUGUCAGCCAGGGCUCCCUGAUUGGACCAGGUUAAUAUCCCAAUCAGGGAAUCAAUAUUAUAGUGAGAUCCACUUGGUGAACCUUAUUACAAUCAUUGCAGACACCACUUCCAAACUCUCAACUACUAAAAGAACAAGUGCUUAGAACCACCACCACCUGUAAGUCCCAUGCCUUCUGACUUGGAGAUGUAUUGCAGUUUCUUCAAGUGUCACUGGGUCAAAAUCCUGGAAUUUCCUCCCUCAUGGCAUUGUGGGUCUAUCUACAGCACAUGGACUAAAGGCAGAUCACCACCACCUUCUCAAAGGUAAAGAGAGAUGGGCAAUAAAUACUGAUCCAGCCAAUGAAGCCGCAUCCCUGGGAAGCACAAUCAGACAUGAAUGGCUCACUUGAGUCUCCACCUUGGAAAACUCUUCAUUAUAUUCCAGAGAUUAUUUUGUCCCAAAUUUCAGAGGCAAGAAAUCAGACAAUAUGAAGUCUAAAUCUGUAAAUAGGGAACUGAGCAAUAAGUACUAUUCAGUCUCCACUUCCUGGUUUCUGAUUCUGGCCGUUUU